Pseudo-nitzschia multistriata is the source of this 1019-nucleotide messenger RNA. Lineage: Eukaryota; Bacillariophyta; Bacillariophyceae; Bacillariales; Bacillariaceae. The record is from the annotation of a GenBank genome assembly.
GCCAAACCAAGGCGAAUCAAACCGAAGGCAACCAAUACGACGUAAUUUUCAUGACAGCAGAAAACGGCCUCCGACAACGGAGAUCUUCCGUUGAAACUACAAACUCAAAGCUAMAUUCAUUGCUGUCGAAAUCCACGAUUGAGGACGAUAAUGCAAACGAAAACAAUAGCAGCAGCAAUCGCAUUCCCAAGGGCCCCCGCUCAGCCAUGUCGGGAGACCAGGUCCAGAAAGACGAGAAACGCAAAUCCAAGUUUCUGGUCCGCGUUGUGUCGGGCUUUGGUCUCAUUUCCGUCUUUUCCUCUUGCAUAUUUCUUGGACACCUUUACGUGUGUGGGAUCGUUGCGCUGGCGGAAUUCCUUCUCUUUCGCGAACUGGUCAAGGUGCGUUACAACACGUACUUUGCGCAGGUGAAGAACAACACCGUCCCGCUCUUUCGGACAACCCAGUGGGCCUGGUUUUCGGUGGCUAUUUUUUACACGUACGGGGAUUUUGCCUGUGAGGUGAUCCAAUCCAAUUCCGACUUGCAUUAUUUGGUGCCRUACGCUCAGUACCUCAACACUGUAGCCUUCGGGCUUUACAGCGGUGUCUUUGUGCUCACGAUUGCCACCAUGCAAAACGGUCAUAUCAAGUUCCAGCUCAACCAGCUGUGCUGGACGAUUGUGGUUUUGUGUCUAACGGUGGGUCAGAUGAAGUAUAUCAUGCAUAACAUUUUCAACGGGCUCUUUUGGUUUACCUUUCCCUUUUUACUGGUCGUUGUCAACGACAUUAUGGCCUAUUUUUGUGGGAUGUCCAUGGGACGCAAGUUCAUAAAGCGACCUUUUAUCUGGUUUUCUCCCAAUAAGACAUGGGAAGGGUUUAUCGGUGAGCAUACUAUUCAUUUGCUUGUUGGAGCGUAGAGCAAUCCUAUCUACGCGUAGGGCAUUGGUGCCUCACGGAGUUUUUCUUUUCAUUCCUUCCCCGUGCACGCUUUGCAACGGCUCUCAACACAACAUCGCAGGUGGCGGAGUAUGCACUAUGAU